GCGCGCGAGGCCAAGUGGGAUCGCGCGCUCCCGUCAGAGACGGGGUCGCGCGCUGCGCUGUGCUGCGUGCAGAUGUGUCGCAGCUUCUUUUCCAACGGAAAACGUCCAGCCCAUGCAAGUUGGUGGCGUUUCAAUGGGCCUCAAAGUGUUGCCUCUCUAACCCGGCGGCCACGGGUGAAGCGGGGCUUCCCCCCCGGCAGCUCUCGUUAGCUUAGAUCGGGGCGGAAAAGACGCCACUUUUUUUUCCGGCAGGUCCGAGGUGCGCACUUGAUGGAGCUGUCAGCGAUCGGCGAGCAAGUGUUCGCCGUGGAAUCCAUCAUGAAGAAAAGAGUUCGGAAGGGGAACGUGGAGUACCUGUUGAAAUGGAAAGGAUGGCCUCCCAAGUACAGCACAUGGGAACCCGAGGAACACAUUCUGGACCAGCGUUUAGUCCAAGCCUAUGAAGAGAAAGAGCAGAGAGACAAAACUCUGGGUCACAGGAGAAAAAGAUCCAAAGCCAAAAAACGGCUCCUGUUGCAGAACACAGUGUACACGAUGGACCUUCGCAGCGCUCACAAGGCCGCGGACAUGCCCAAACCCCGCCUACGUCUCUCCCUGACCCGCUCACUACUCCCGGAGGAGGACGAGGAAGAAGAGGAAGAAGAAGAGGAAGAUGAGGAGGAGGAAGAGGAAGAGGAGGAAGAGGACCCAUCAUACACUGCUUGGAGGAGAGCGCCCCGUUACAACAAGAGGAGGCCACGGAGCAGGUGCCUUAACUUCAGGCCGGCGAGUCCUGCACAUGAGGACUGGAAAAGCCUGGGAGAGGAAGAGGAGGUGGAAGAGGAUCUUGUUGGAGAUGAAGAGGAGGAGAAUGAGGAUACCGGAGAAAAGACCGCAGGUCAAAGACGCUCCGCAGCGUGGAGCCCAGUUCCCAGUGGAGACCAUCUGACAGAGGCCGAGAUGCCCGAAACGGCCUGGAGGCCCGUCGUCGGCCCGGCAGAGGUGACGGUCACCGACGUCACCAUCAACGCGCUCACCGUGACGUUCCGAGAAGCGCGCGUGGCUCGGGGCUUCUUCCGAGUGUGGGGCGGUGGAGGUCUGAGCGGGGCGCCGAGGUUUUCCAAAUUGAUCGUCAACGCUUCCUCUUAGCCUGGACGGGAGCUGAAAUGCCGCAUGGCUCAGACUGACCUUUUGCACUCGGCGGAAAGAAGUUUGGACACGUGCUUCUGUAUGUCGUCGGCGGGAGAAAGAAAAUGAGCCAUUAACAAGCAGUCCUAGAUGACAGUGUUAGUAUCGUUGUCCCAUCUUUGCACUUUUUAACGACCCGAGCUAUUAGCGAGUCCCUGCAAAAACCUCGGUCGCCAUCGGUACUGUACGCGAAAGUAUUCAAAGCCUGUUUUUAGUUUUACUGUAUACUGCUAAAUGGCGCCUCCCAGUGGUCAAAUCUUCAAUUUUAAACACGAGGCGGACCCAUUACGGAGGUUAAGUUCGCAAAUGGGACCUUUUAAAUCUGGAUGGAGAUGAGAACGUAAAAGAGCCAAAUGUCUGGAAUGUUGCACUAAAAUGAACAAAAGAAAAAAAAGUAUUAUUCCUAAGGAUUGCACUAACGGACUCACCCGAUGCAUUUAAGAUCGAGCGUCUGCUUCAACGUUUUUAAGUCCACAUUCCGAGUCAGUAAAAAUGUUUAGGGCUCGAUCUAGUGCGUGGGGAGUCCUUGAGUAGGAGUAUCUUUUGCGAUCGGCACAGUUUGCACUGAAAAAAAAUGGAAUCGAGUCAAAAGGACCUGGAGAGUUUAUAUUGAAGUGUCCUGUGCGCUUAUAGACAUGGAACUGCUGUUUUGUACAUGAGAGUGCUGUAAAGUAGCGAGCUGUCUUGUACUCUCCGCUUAACUUUUGUUAAAAUGUAGACCAUGGUACACAUGCACUUCCUGUAACAAAGAUGCCAUUUUGUCCACUGUAGUAACCGCUGUCCCUGAAUGGAUUAAAUAUGGAUAAAAUGA
Messenger RNA from Hippocampus comes (tiger tail seahorse), 1978 nucleotides. RefSeq names its product chromobox homolog 7b (gene cbx7b). Gene Ontology annotation, cellular component: PRC1 complex. The transcript is spliced from 6 exons. NCBI's taxonomy places the organism in Eukaryota, Metazoa, Chordata, Actinopteri, Syngnathiformes, Syngnathidae. Gene Ontology annotation, biological process: negative regulation of transcription by RNA polymerase II. The coding region runs from base 271 to 1128 and encodes 285 amino acids. The record is from RefSeq and is a predicted model, not a curated record.